This is a messenger RNA of Cornus florida, 1819 nucleotides long. RefSeq lists its product as uncharacterized. Gene Ontology annotation, biological process: response to photooxidative stress; photosystem I assembly. The transcript is spliced from 2 exons. The coding region runs from base 441 to 1577 and encodes 378 amino acids. Gene Ontology annotation, cellular component: chloroplast thylakoid membrane. The record is from RefSeq and is a predicted model, not a curated record. Lineage: Eukaryota; Viridiplantae; Streptophyta; Magnoliopsida; Cornales; Cornaceae.
UUCUCAAUUUUUUGUUUUCUCAUGCUGUCCAUUGGCUAUGAAUUAAUACGAUUUCACAAUAAUUUCUUAUAUACAUACAUGUGGGAUUGCAUAUUAAUCUGCUAAUGCAUACACAUCAAUCCCUAUACCUUGUAUAAACUUGUCAGAUGUAUGUUCGUGCAUCAUGUGGCCAACUCCUUCCAUAUGGAAUAGCGGCAAAAAUGACGAAGAUGAGAUGUAUGCUCGUGCAUGCAUUGUUUCUUAGUUUGUUGGGGAGAAUUAGGUUAUGAUUGAUGAAAAAUAGGCCGUCACCAGAUUAUAUUAUGAAGGUCAACUCUUUCAUGGAUGAGGUGGGAAUCACGAUGAGACAUGUCAUGCACGUUCUAGCUUCUAUACAUUUUCCCUUCUUCAUCCUUUAAAUUGUUCAAUUCACCAUCUGAUCAUCAAGUCUCUCAGAAGUCAUGAUACUUCCAGCUUCAGAUUUAGUGCUUCCUUGUGUAGACAAUGCUCAGGAACCAGAUGAAAUUUACAAUAGAGCUACAGAUGUCUGCUUGACUGCUGAAAAUCUCGAUGACACCGAGUUCUUGUACCUCGAGAAUCCGAAGAUGUUGGUCAAGAAGGCGAGUCUGCAGAAGGAGAAGCAGAUUUCAGUAGAUCCCAUAUCAUUGAGAGACUAUGUGAAUCCACGUUUAGUCUUGCCGCCAGUUGUUACAACCAGGAAACUUGAUGGUGCCUCUGUUCUGCCUCCCUUACUUCCUGCAAAACCGAAGUUCUUAAGCACCAGCCUUCCGGGUUCUGCCACUUCAUCGCCUCGGUUUGGCUCGGGUACGUUGAAGAAGAAAUGGAAGAACAGCAGCCAAGUAUCUUCUCUCUCGAUCAAUCCUCUGUUCCGGCAACAUUCUGGGUCCCUCUAUCAUCUUGCUCAGCUCCCGGAGAGUGACUUUCGAAGGUGCAAGUCUCAUGGUGAAGGGAGAGCCAGCGCCCCGUCUGAUGAGUUUGAUAUGUGGCUGACUAAAGUGAAUGGUACCGGACAUGAUGAGGACCGGCAUUGCAGCAGUAUGUGCAGAACUGAAGUUAAAACGGAUGGACCCAAGCGUGGUGAGGACAUGGAUUGUAACGAAGAGAAGUUCAAAUGUGGAGCUCUAUGCUUGUUCCUGCCAGGCUUUGGUAAGGGAAAACCAGUGAGAGCAAGAAAAGAGGGUGCUGAAAUGGCGCAUGUGAUCUCCCGGACAGUUUCACUCGAAAAAUUCGAAUGUGGAUCGUGGACAUCAUCGGCCAUAAUGAACGGUCACAACGAAGAUGACAGAGAUUCCAUGAAUCACUACUUUGAUCUGCCAUUGGAGCUGAUCAGAAGUGGUGUCAAUGAAGCGCAUUCGCCAGUGAGAACAGCAUUUGUGUUCGAUAAGGAUCUGAAAGGAGUUCUCAAGAAAGGUAGGUCAAGAGCAACGCCGAGAAAGUCCCACGAAUCGCCUCGCCGUGUUCGUUUUUCUACUUCAUCGCCCGCGUCUCACCCUGCCUCGCCGGCUGCUUGCAUUACACCACGCCUGCGCAAGGCAAGGGAUGAUUUUAAUGCCUUCUUAGAAGCACAGGGUGCAUAACAGUUUUCACAUUUUACACAAGUGUCCUCUUAAAUUUUGAUCAACUUUAUUUCCAGAUAAUAAAUUUAAGAACACACUCAAUUAAAUGAGUUCCAAAGUUGUUUCUUGUUUUUGUUUUAAUCCUUUGGGAACAUAAAACCAUUUUGGAAAAUAUAAACUAAGCAGUCCCUGUGUUUUUGUGUGCAUUGUACUGCUUUCUUUUGUCUUUAUGAAAGAAAGAAUGGGCCCAAAUUCGUAAGAUU